GCUGAUCUGACCUGGCAACAAAAUAACGUAGCGAGAGAGGUCUGCUUGGGAGGGGACUCAAGAACAAAAACAAUGACACUGCUCGAACCGAUUAAACAAACAAGGUACACUUUUAAGGACUUUUAAAGCUCUGUUGCAGAGAUUCUCUGCCCGGUUUUUAGUGUCAGCGGCAAUCUGAGUUUGUUUUUUUUUACAUCGACUGACUGCAGCUUUGUUGAUGUUUUGACUGCAUGCUGCUACUCAUUUGGGUGCUAAUGAGCUGUUUGGUCAGAAAAAUAUUAUUUAGGAAAAGCUGAAAGAGUUCGCAGGCAACCGCUAGCUUUAAACUAAGCAUUCUUUGUUUGAAUGCCAAAUAUUAUCAGUCGUGUUAGCCGUCGAGCUAUUACGAUUAAGGGCCAGUUUGCUAGCUAGCUUGUUGUUAGCAUUAUUUGCACAUUCAUCGUUCGUCGUCUCGGUUGCCAGUGAUUUAACACACAUUCUAUAUUUCUUAAUAUUUUUCGUCAGUGUAAUGUGUGUGUAUUGUAUUAAUUUCUAACUUUUCGGUACACGCAAACUGACAGUUGACUAUGCUAUUGGUGUACAUGUAUGUUGACACACUGAUAGCAAAUCGUUACUGAAUGUUACUAUUCAUGUGGUUUUAUAUGCUUGAAAUGUACGCCAAUUAAAUGAUUUGAUUUCAUGUUUACACAUCAACCAGCAAUCCUGUCACAAUGCACAUAAUUUAAGUUGUCCAGCUAUUCAGGCAGUAUUAUUAAAUAUUUUGCAUUGGAAGCUCUGUUGAAAAUUGCUGGCACUACAGAGAAAGCGUUUCCAUUCAGUUCUAUAUUUAAGUGACAGAAACGAUGAGUGGGUAUGGCUCAUCUUCAGAAAAGGGAGUCAAUACAAGUCUGACAUGUCAAGAAUGUUAUACCUGUGGUGGCUCUGAAGAAGCUGUCUUUGAAUGUGAAGAGUGUAAGACAUUGCAGUGUGCUUGCUGUGACCUGGAACUUCACAGUCAGGAGCGACUCGAGAACCACCAGCGGCUCAGGAUAAACCCAGGUCACGUCCCUUACUGUGACAACUGCAAAGGGCGUGACAAUGGCAAGUGUAACAGGUCCGUGGUACGCUGCCAGAACUGCAAAGUCAACUUGUGCCAAGAGUGUCAAAAACGCACACACAGUGGAGGAAAUAAGAAGAAACACCAGCUCACGCCAUAUCUUCCGUCACCAAAACAAGCCGAGGUCAAAUCUGUACAAGCUCCUGUUCAACCUGCCGCCCGAAAAGUUGAUGAGACUGAGUCACGCAGGACAAAACUGUUGGGGAAUGUGUCCAGUUUCCUUCUGGUUGAUGAAAACGAGGAAAUGCAGAUAAAAGAUGAAACUGUAUUUGUGAAGAAGCUAACAUGUUCGCCCAGCCAGCUCCUGAAGGUGGUGUCCAUCUUUGGUAACACCGGAGAGGGAAAAUCUCACACCCUCAACCACACCUUCUUCAUGGGCAGGGAGGUGUUCAAGACGUCCCCCACACAAGAGUCCUGCACGGUUGGUGUAUGGGCUGCUUUCGACCCUUUCCAUAAUGUGGUGGUCAUCGAUACCGAGGGGCUCCUGGGAAACAGUUCCAAACAGGGUCACAGGACCCGUCUCUUGCUAAAGGUGCUCGCCAUUUCAGACCUCAUCAUAUACCGCACUCAUGCGGACCGCCUCCAUGAUGACCUUUUCAAAUUUCUUGGGGACGCCUCUGAGGCCUACUUGAAGCAUUUCACCAAGGAACUGAAGGCUACCACGGCCCGUUGUGGUCUGGACGUUCCUCUCUCCACUUUGGGCCCUGCUGUGGUUAUCUUCCAUGAAACUGUCCAUACUAAACUACUUGGUACAGAUAAGUCACACGAAUCACUAGACCGGCUGCUGUCGGAGCGUUUCAAAAAGGUUUCCCGUUUCCCAGAGGCUUUCAGUUCUGUACAGUACUGGGGCACACAGACAUUAAUCCCGCCCACUGACUUCUGCGGCCUGCGGAAUAAACUGGAACAGCUCCUGGACAACAACGCCACACGUUCUCCUCGCACCCCUGUGGUUAUCUUUAAAGCCCUGCUGGCGUUAAGUGAACGCUUCAGUGGGGAAAUUGGAGAUGAGCUGUUGGCUCACAGUUGUUUUUUUCCCGAUGAGUACUUCACUUGCUCCAGCUUGUGCCUCAGUUGUGGAUCUGGUUGCAAGAACAGUAUGAACCACCUCGGAGAAGGAGUCUGCCAUGAGGCAAAACAUCGUUGCCGCUAUUCUGCUCAGUAUGAUAAUCGUAUUUACACCUGCAAGGCUUGUUAUGAAGGGGGAAAGGAAGUGAUUGUCAUUCCAAAGACUUCAGCCUCCUCAGACUCUCCUUGGAUGGGCCUCGCCAAAUACGCAUGGUCUGGAUAUGUUAUCGAAUGUCCCAAAUGUGGAGUGAUCUAUCGGAGCCGUCAGUAUUGGUAUGGAAACCAAGAACCUGUGGAUACAGUGGUCCGCACCGAGAUCCAGCAUGUUUGGCCAGGGUCUGAGGGCUUUUUAAAGGACAAUAGCAAUGCAGCACAGCGUCUUUUGGAUGGAGUGAACUUGGUGGCCCAGUCCGUGUCAGAGCUCAGUGUCAAACCUGCCAAGGCAGUCACCUCCUGGCUGACAGAUCAGAUCGCCCCAGCUUAUUGGAAACCCAACUCUCUUAUCUUGAUGUGCCAUAAGUGUCGAGUGAGCUUCCAGGAGAACGACACCAAGCAUCACUGCCGUGCCUGUGGGGAGGGCUUCUGUGAUGGCUGCUCUUCCAAUGCCGCACCUGUUCCCGAACGAGGCUGGGGUCUUGCCCCUGUCAGAGUGUGCGAUGUGUGCUUUGAGCAAAGAGCUUCACACACAGAGCGCGAGAAGGAGGAGGAGGAGGAGGAAGGUGGAACUCUUGCCAGAAAGGUUGGAGAGGCGGUGACUAAUACCAUCGGGGUUGUAGUGACCGCAAUUGACAUCCCUCUGGGCCUGGUGAAAGAUGCUGCCCGUCCUGCCUACUGGGUCCCCGACCAGGACAUUCUCUCUUGCCACAAUUGCCAGAGCGAAUUCACUGCCAAGCUGUCCAAGCACCAUUGCCGUGCCUGUGGCCAAGGAGUGUGCGACGACUGCUCCCCGGAGCGUCGACCGGUGCCGUCCCGCGGCUGGGACCACUCCGUUCGUGUGUGCACCAGCUGCAACCAAAAAACAGGAGAACUUUAACAGAGACGACCUUCCUUACUCAGAUUACCUCCAGACAGAACCCUCCAUCGUACCUCUUAGCGGGUCUGUCUCGUAUCUGUGGAAAGGAAGUAGUUAGCUAUACUGUAGAUACAUAGAGGACACUUUAGCAAAUUUGGAAGUUGAGAGUUCCUGCGGCCUUUGUAGAACAGCCAGAAUAUGUGAGUUUACAUGACUGAGACUGUAAUCUUACUAAUCUGCAUUUCCACUCUUUAUUAGUCAAUGUGGAUAUCUUGUUGACACAAAUCCUAAGUUGUAUGUUGAAUAAGGCUGAUGAGCUAUUUUUUCUACAAUGAGAAAAUAUUUUAAAAAAAAUGUAUCAUUUAAAGAAUGCUAGCUAGUCAAGAGCAUUAUUAGAUUUCCGCCAUUUUUCAGUAUAUUAUUUCUCUAAUGUAUGUGUAAGAGCCAGGAGAAGUUUAACGAAGUCCAGGUUACAUUGCAUGCUGUGUUGCAACAUUUGAGUUUUUGCACUAAGCUUUUUUCAGCUGUUAUAGGCUGUUGCUUAUCAUGGCCAAAAAACAGAUGUCCAUAUUUAUCAUUGGCAUAAGGUUUUGGAUUUUUUGGGGUGCCAAAUCAUUCAGGUCACUGUGUGUGUGCUGGUAUGAUAUUUAUAUUUAAUCAUGUAAUUUGUGCUUGUAUGCAGAUACAGUAUAGAACUGUUUGCAGCUUGAAAACUGAGUGUAUGUUUGACAAUUGAUGAUAAGAGAAAAAACACUGGUAUGCAUGGCAGUGUGAAAGAUCACUUUGGCCUUUUUUGUUUAGUGGCUAAAUUAAUUUACCAUCUCUUUCAUCAGGCAGGGUACAUGUUUUAUUAUGACUGUUCAUUGGUAUUCAUGCUUGAUUUUUGUCUCUAAUCCAGUCUUAUUUAUUCAAUUCACUUACUCUGACAAGGUCCCAUGCAGUCAUAAUGUUGCUUAUGUUUCUUAUUUUUGGGGGGUGACAUUAUUUACUGUAAACCAUUUCAAUACUUCUAAGUGACUGCACAAUGUCAUGUCCUUGUUUCAAAUGUAUGUACCCACAAUAGCUAUAACAGAAUAGCAUUUCAUGCUAAGUUUGAAGGAAACAUUUGUCAAGCAUACAAUUUAUGAUACAAAAUUGUUUUUGUUGGUUUAGUUCUAUGGUCUGGAGAAAGUGAAACGUGUGUGUGACUCUCAAAAUAGAUUUGCCAAAAUGUUGCAUAACACCUAGCCUCAUCUGAUAAUGUUCCACGGGAUUGAGUAGGAAAUGUCACAUUACUGGAGUGCAUUCCUAUUAAAAAAUCGGUGCAAUCUGUUGCUUCAUAUAUCUUUUGUGGCGUUUGAUAAUCAGUUUCUACUGCUUUUUUACAGUAGCAUCUACAACUAUCCAUAUAUUCCACUUGUUUUAGGAAAUACUUUGCAUUCAAUCCAUUGUGUGAUUUCAAAAAGUAUAUUUCGUGUGGCAAAAGCUAAGUUGGAAUGGCCUCUGUUUUUCUGUUGUGUUUUGGGCGUUGCGUGUCAAGCCACUGCAGACUAAUGUGGGAGGGAAAGAUAGUGUUUAUGCCUUUUAGCCCUGCUGCCCUUUUUUCUCAUCAGAUAAAGUGAGGAAACCCAUUUCCUUAGAGCUUAUUGAUGAUGACAAUAAAUAAUUAA
Messenger RNA from Nerophis lumbriciformis (worm pipefish), 4822 nucleotides. RefSeq names its product zinc finger FYVE domain-containing protein 1-like. Gene Ontology annotation, molecular function: phosphatidylinositol-3-phosphate binding; phosphatidylinositol-3,4,5-trisphosphate binding; phosphatidylinositol-3,4-bisphosphate binding. The record is from RefSeq and is a predicted model, not a curated record. NCBI's taxonomy places the organism in Eukaryota, Metazoa, Chordata, Actinopteri, Syngnathiformes, Syngnathidae. Gene Ontology annotation, cellular component: lipid droplet. Gene Ontology annotation, biological process: lipid droplet formation.